Triticum dicoccoides is the source of this 1974-nucleotide messenger RNA. Its product is annotated as alkaline ceramidase-like. The transcript has 2 exons. NCBI's taxonomy places the organism in Eukaryota, Viridiplantae, Streptophyta, Magnoliopsida, Poales, Poaceae. Gene Ontology annotation, biological process: response to salt stress; autophagy; defense response to other organism. Gene Ontology annotation, cellular component: membrane. The record is from RefSeq and is a predicted model, not a curated record. The coding region runs from base 779 to 1564 and encodes 261 amino acids. Gene Ontology annotation, molecular function: hydrolase activity, acting on carbon-nitrogen (but not peptide) bonds, in linear amides.
AGCCGCGGGUUCUCCCCGCCCCCUCCCUCCCUCCGGUCGUUCCGUCUGGUCUCGGCGAUCUGAAUUUCUGCACGGGCGGUCUCCCACGAGGAGUGGGGUGUCGCGGUCGCGCCGACGGUGUCGGGAUCGGCGGCCCGCCAAUCGCCGCGGCGGGGGAGUGGUCCGCGUUUCUCCGCUGAUUCGGCCUCCGCCGCUGGCAGAUCUGUUCGGAAGCGUGCGUGUGGGGUUCGGUCUAGAGGUCUGAUCGAGGUUCUGCCCGUGCCGCGGGGGUUGGUCGGGGGAUUCAGAAUCGUCGAUGCCGAAUUUUGCUAUGGCGAAUCUGCACCUCUGACGGGAUCUGCGGGUGCUGCUGGAUUCUGUUGUAAGAGCGCCCACCUUAAGGUGGUUGCAGUUGCGUUUAAUUGUUAGGUCUCCUUCGAGCCCUCGCCGAGUAAGAGUUAUGUAGAGUGUAGUUGUGCUUGCUGCGAGCCGUUUGAUGAUGUUGACUUGGAUUAUUUGCGCCAAGAGGAGGUGUUGCGCCUUUAUUAUUAUUAUGUUACUGCAUUACUGGGAAAAUUACCCUUGCGUCAAUUACCUUUUAACGACUUUUUUACCUGCUGUACCCGCCACAUGCCGACAUUUUUGACAUCUUGUACACGCAGGAGUAUGAUUAACUACCACUAGAAUUGCGUAGGUCUUGACAAAGUUACGUCUCAUUUCUGCAGGUCUUUGGUUUGCUGCCCUCCAACACUGUGCUGUGCAAUAACCUCUUGAUAACAUACCAAGUCAAGAGGUAAUCAUGGCCGAUUCCAUGGCGGAUUCGAUGGUGGCGAGCUUCUGGGGGCCGGUUACAUCAACCACUGAGCUGUGCGAGGAGAACUAUGCGCGCUCGUCAUACAUCGCAGAGUUCUACAAUACUCUCUCUAAUGCCCCGUGCAUUCUUUUGGCGCUUAUUGGGCUUGUGAAUGCUCUCCGCCAGCGUUUCGAGAAGCGCUUCAGCGUCCUGCACAUAUCCAAUAUGAUACUUUCCAUUGGGAGUAUCAUCUUCCAUGCAACCUUGCAACAUGUCUUACAGCAGAGUGAUGAGACUCCAAUGGUGUGGGAAAUCCUCCUAUAUCUGUAUGUCCUUUAUUCACCAGACUGGCAUUACAGGAGCACCAUGCCUACUUUCCUUGUCCUAUACGGUGCUGCAUUUGCUGUAGUUCACUUCUUCGUGCGAUUCCAAGUAGUAUUCAAGUUGCAUUACAUUGGCCUCUGCCUUCUCUGCAUCCCGCGGAUGUACAAGUACUACAUUCAGACGAAAGACCUGGCUGCCAAGAGGCUCGCGAAGCUGUGGGUUCUUACCAUAUUCCUGGCGACAGUUUGCUGGCUAGUUGAUCGCAUCUUCUGUAAGAAGCUCUCGCUCUGGGUCAUCAACCCGCAGGGACACGCAUGGUGGCAUGUGCUUAUGGGCUUCAACUCUUACUUUGCAAACACAUUCUUGAUGUUCUGCCGAGCUCAGCAGCGUGGGUGGGAGCCGCGCAUUAUCCACCUCUUUGGAUUUUUGCCUUAUGUCAAGAUUCAGAAAUCCAGAAAGAGGGAGUAAGUCAUCUGUCGAGUCGAUCAGCGGUGUUCUGCAGGACCAGAAAUCUAAUGUCCACCAAGCGCGCAAAAAAACAAGCGGUGGCAUUUUUUGUAAAUGGGCUUCCAAGUGAUUACGGACUACAAAUGAAUGUCAGUCAGUGAUGUCUCGAUUGAUUUUGGUAACUUUUAACUAACGCCCUGUUUUGUACCAUACUCGAUUUCAACCAGAGAUUAGCUGGAGUGUCCGUCUCUUACUUUCAAUCUGCAGCAGUUUGUCUUUGCGAACUUAUAGGACUUCUUAUUUUUAUUCUUUGAAUUUGACUUGAAAUGGGAUUGAAUUGUAUUAGUUUAACUUACUGCUGGGGUUGGAUGGUGUCAGAUUCAUGUUCGUGGUAACAGUUGAUUCUUUUGUUAAUCGAUGCUAUUUGUGAA